Lotus japonicus is the source of this 1689-nucleotide messenger RNA. Its product is annotated as protein FAR1-RELATED SEQUENCE 5-like. The transcript has a single exon. Gene Ontology annotation, molecular function: zinc ion binding. The record is from RefSeq and is a predicted model, not a curated record. Bases 1 to 1689 code for a protein of 562 amino acids. Gene Ontology annotation, biological process: regulation of DNA-templated transcription. Lineage: Eukaryota; Viridiplantae; Streptophyta; Magnoliopsida; Fabales; Fabaceae.
AUGUACAAUGUAUUGGAUAAGGAGAGGAGAAACCAGUAUCCUGAUGCAAGAGGUGCAUUUGGCUAUCUGCGUACUUUGCGAAGCACAGAUCCAGACAUGUACUGGAGCCAUAAGAAGUCUGAGAAAGGAAAGUUGCUGAACUUGUUUUGGUGCGAUGGACAAAGUCGUAGAGACUAUGGUGUUUUUGGUGAUGUGUUAGCAUUUGAUGCUACGUAUAGAAAAAACAAAUAUAGUUGCCCACUUGUGGUAUUGUCUGGAGUCAACCAUCAUAACAGGACCAUUGUGUUUGGCACAGCAAUUGUAUCUGAUGAGAAAGAAGAAACCUAUGUAUGGCUGCUGGAAAAAUUUGUGGAUGCAAUGAAAGGCAAAGCUCUUGUAUCUGUCAUUACUGAUGGAUGCAAGUCCAUGAGGAAUGCGAUUAGAAGAGUAUUUCCCGAUGCCCACCAUAGGUUGUGUGCGUGGCAUUUAUUGGAGAACGCAGGAAGGAAUGUGAAGAAGCCCAAAUUCGUAGAAAUGUUUAAAAGAUGCAUGUUGGGUGACUAUGAGGUGGCUGGGUUUGAAGAUAGGUGGGAAAAUAUGGCGAUAGAAUUUGAAGUUCAAGAUGAACCAUGGGUGAAGGAGACGUAUGAGAAGAAGGAAAUGUGGGCUUCUGCAUACAUGCGCGGUCAGUUUUUUUGUGGUUUUAGGACCACCUCGCGAGUUGAAGGCUUGCAUGCUCAGCUCGGUAGAUAUGUGAAUUAUAAAAAUAAUUUGUGUAAUUUCUUGAAGAACUUUCACAGGUUCAUGACCUACUUUAGGUUCAAGGAGGUUGAAGAUGACUUUAAUUCAACACAUGGGGAACAAGUGUUGUUGACAUCUCUAAAAGCACUGGAGAGGUCCGCAUCAAAGAUCUACACGCGUAACAUAUUUCUUCGUUUUAGGGCUAUUCUUCAAAGGGCUUCAACUUGGAGGGUUUUUGGAUUCAAGAGAACAGCAAUGUGUGUUAUCUACUUUGUGAAGCAUUACCCCUCAACUGGAAGGAAUUGGCAAGUUACUUAUUAUGAACCUACUAGUGAGUUAAAGUGCAGCUGUGAGAGAAUGGAGUCAGUAGGCCUUCCUUGUGAUCACAUUGUUUCUAUGAUGGUGCACAUAGACAUGGUUGAGAUUCCUAAAUCCCUUGUUCUUGGUAGGUGGACUAUUAAUGCUAAGGAAUCUAUUGAGGGCUUUGGAGAAACUGAAAUGAAUGAAUGGGAUCAACUAACAGUCUGUCGAUAUUCUGCAUUGCUUGCAAGUUGUAGAAACCUGUGCAAACUUGCUUGUCGUACAAGUGCACAAUUUCAAGAGACCAAAUCACUUGUAUUUGAGCACUGUAAAAGACUGAGCAGUAAUUCACAGGUUGACGUGACAGCUGGAGAUGGUGCUGCUGACCAUGGUGCAACAGUUGAUGAGGGACAGGGUGAGGAAGGUGAAGAGAGGCACAUUAGGAAUCCUGAUGUUGUCAGAUCUAAGGGAUGUGGGGCCAUUAUCUAUCAACGGUCAAUGAAAGGUAAGCGUACUCUUCGCGGUGGUAUCUGUGGCAAGCCAGGACACAACCGCACAACAUGCACACGUAGAGAUGGCCAAACGUCUACUCAACAAGGAACUCAAGAGGGAUCUAUUGGUGCUGGUCUCACCCAGAGACUAUUUGAAGAAGAAAAUGAAAAUGUUUGA